AUGGCAAACCUCCUUCGUAGUCCUGCACUCUUGUUGUUGGUGGCGCUCCUGAGCUUCAUCGCCUCUUCCGCCCUCGUCUCGGGCGCCACACUCGAUGUGUGCCCGAGCCCCGGGGCCUGCGCCUAUUCGUCGGUCACCGCGGCUCUGCUGGCGGCCAGGGGCGGCGACGUGGUCCACGUCCAGAAGGGCAACUACGCCAACGAGGCCACCACCAACGUGAUCGGCGCUGUGAUCUCGCUCUCGUUCGUCUACCCGACCAACCAGUGGCUGACCAUCAAUGGCACCCUCACGCUGGUGGGCGAUCUCACGCUGGUCGUGAACGCGGGCACCUGGCCGAACAACGUCAUCCUGGUGCCUACCGGCGGACAGCUCGUCCAGAAGGGCAACCUCAACUUUGUGGGCGGCAAUGCGCGCUAUGCCGGUUCGGGCAUCACCGUGCAGGGAGUCUACAAGCAGACCGGAAACCUCAAGGCCGUGUCCACAGGCGCCACGGCCUUUGGAGCCGUCGUCCAGCUCGACCAGGGCACCUGGCUGCAGGACACCGGAGCCAGCGUUGACAUGCAACUUAGCCUGAGCAAUGGCGUGUCUUUCACGAACGGCGGCUCGUGGCUUCAGAAGGGCGACAUCAACAUGAAGCUCGAUCAGAGCUCGAAUGGCGUUGCUUGUCUUGUGAAGCCCAACAAGGUCUGGGUGCAACAGGGACGCGUCAGCAUGACCACCUCCAACUUCAGCGUCGGCAUCUCGCUCAACACAGGCAAGUGGCAGGGCUUUGGCGACAUCAACAUGAACGUGCUGGACUCUGGAAGCGACAGCAUCAGUUGCUACAAUCCCACCGUGGAUGUGGUCGGUCGCGUGCUGGUCCAGAAGAACAAUGCCUGCUACACCCUGCUGGUUCCGGCCCGAUGCGCCCUCAAGCCCACGUUCUGCCCAGCAUAA
Acanthamoeba castellanii str. Neff is the source of this 936-nucleotide messenger RNA. RefSeq lists its product as uncharacterized. NCBI's taxonomy places the organism in Eukaryota, Discosea, Longamoebia, Acanthamoebidae. Bases 1 to 936 code for a protein of 311 amino acids. The record is from RefSeq and is a predicted model, not a curated record. The transcript is spliced from 11 exons.